AUGGGGUGGCUGGACGUCUUCGCGCUGUCCAUGGCCCUAAAGCUGUCCGUGGCGCUGUCUCUGCCCGGCGUCGUCGCCAGGGAGGUCCAUGCGCGUGCUGAGAGCGGGUCGCUUGGGUACGCGCACCGGGUGCACGGCGUGAUGCCCAUCUGGAGCGUCGUGUGCUCCACGGCGCUGAUUAUCGGUUGCAUGAAUGAAGGGCUGUUCGAGGACGCCGAGGCGAUAUUCGAGGAGAUGGAGGGGAAGGACGUCGUGGCGUACAACGCCAUGGUGGAGGGGUACAGCAAGAUGGAGGAGACGGCGGAAGGCUUGCUCGAGCUUGGCGAGCAGGUGCAUUGCCAGGGAUUCAAGAGCGGCCUAGUCUUUGACAUCAAAGUUGGAAGCGCUCUGGUAGACAUGUAUGCCAAGUGUGGCCGGGUGGAAGACGGUCGUAGGAUCUUCAGCCAGAUGCCAGAGAGGAAUGUGAUCACCUGGACUUCGAUGAUCGACGGUUAUGGGAAGAACGGCCUCUCUGACGAGGCCCUCCAGCUGUUCGGUGAAAUGCGAGAGCGGCGAGAUGUGAGGCCAAACCACGCCACCUUCUUGAGCAUUCUAUCGGUGUGCGCACACGCUGGGCUGCUGUCUCAGGGCCAGGAGGCUUUCCAGAGCAUGGAGAGUGAGUACUUUCUGUGGCCGCGGAUGAAACACUAUGCAUGCCUGGUGGACUUGCUGGGUAGAUUCGGAAGCGUGCGGGCAGCUACACUGCACGGGGACAUGGACAUGGCCAACAUUGCGUCGAGGGAGGUCUUUGAGCUGAGCCGCAAGGGAAGACCGGGCGCUUACAUGACAUUCUCCAACACACUUGCGGCAGCUGGGAAGUGGGACAGCGUGCAUGAUGUUAGGGAGAUGAUGAAACAACAUGGCGUGCUGAAAGACGCUGCCUACAGCUGGGUCGGCUCUGAGAACCCGCUGCUUGUCGACUGA
Miscanthus lutarioriparius is the source of this 963-nucleotide messenger RNA. The record is from the annotation of a GenBank genome assembly. NCBI's taxonomy places the organism in Eukaryota, Viridiplantae, Streptophyta, Magnoliopsida, Poales, Poaceae.